AAAGUUCGCGUUGCGUAAGCGAGGAGGGGUUAAUUGCCGCUGCAACAGGUUUUCGCGAUUCUGUAAAGUCCCAUGACUCGACGGAUCAGCGCUUCUUUUCAUUCACUAAGUGCAUGUCCAGGGUCACCUUUGGUCGGAUUUCGUAUAAAAACCGUCGUCAGAGGUGAUAAAUUGCGAAAAGUGUCGAUUAUGCGUUUAGCCUUGAAGCAUCGCGCUAACGUGAUUGAGUGACGUCCAUUGGUUGUAAGUGACUUAAGUCGUGUGGCAGAGUAAUCUUUUAAAAAGCGACGUUUUGAAGAUCCCCGACCCUAGAUAAAACAAUCGAAAUAUCGGUCAUUCGUGGAACGAUCGUCGCUAUGUCUAGUUCGCAAAAACCGCAAAAACAAUGAAGAAGGAACUCUACAAUCAAAACAAGAAAGACUUAACCAAUCAGAACGGCGUUGUGGAGAAUGGAUCCAUGGCGGCAGGUUUAACGGUACGCAGGCCGGUAUACCAAAUUGAAGAUUUAUACAAGGAGACGGAUUAUGAGCAACCACACGCGACAUUUAAGGAGAGCUGCCAGAAGAAGCUUAAGAAGUUUAGGUGUUUGAAGUGCUUGUAUCAGACGGUUCCGUUGCUAAAAUGGCUACCAAGGUACAAGAAGAAGAACUUGUUUGGGGACAUCGUCAGCGGAAUUACGGUGGCUAUUAUGCACAUACCACAGGGUAUGGCCUAUGGCCUCCUCGGCAACGUCCCCCCCAUCGUCGGCAUCUACAUGGCCUUCUUCCCCGUCAUGGUCUACUUCAUCUUCGGCACCUCCCGCCACGUCUCCAUGGGUACCUUCGCCGUCGUGUGUCUCAUGACGGGCGCCGUUGUCGCCGACCACAGCACCAUCGAGAUCCUCCAGAACGGCACCCAAGUAUCCUACGAGGCGGCCCACCCCGACGCGCCCCGCCUCACCAACAUCCAAGUCGCCACAACCGUCACCUUCGUCGUCGCCAUGAUCCAGCUCGUCAUGUACGCCCUGCGCCUGGGGGUGGUCUCGACGCUGCUCUCGGACGUCCUCGUCAACGGCUUCACGUGCGCGUCGGCCUUCCACGUCGCCUCGUCGCAGCUGAAGGACCUCUUCGGGCUGCCCACGAAGAAGCGGCGGGGGAAUUUCGGGUUCGUCCUGACCGUGUACGACUCGAUUGUGGCGCUGCCGGAUGGUAACAAGUACGUGUGGAUGGUGUCGGCGGUGGCGGUGAUUGUCAUGGUGCUGAACAACGAGCUGUUCAAGCCGUACUUGGCGAAGAAGACGCAGAUUCCGUUCCCGAUUGAGCUGGUGGCGGUGGUUCUGGGGACGACUGCCAGCUACUUUCUUAGUUUCAACGAGAAGUUUGAUAUUUCGGUGGUGGGGGUUAUACCGACGGGGUUACCGGGGAUCACUCCGCCUGUGUUUUCGCUCAUUCCGGAGAUUGCGGUGGAUGCUUUUAUUAUAACGAUGGUCUCGUACACUAUCACGAUGUCCAUGGCGCUGAUUUUUGCGAGGAAGUUGUCGUAUGAGGUUGACUCGAAUCAGGAGCUGCUAGCGUUGGGUUUAAGCAACACCGUGGGCUCGUGGCUCAGCGCUAUGCCCAUCACGGCCUCCCUUUCCAGAUCCAUGAUCCAACAAACCGUAGGCGGGAUCACCCAACUCGCAUCCGUGGUAUCUUGCGUCCUCCUACUAUUCGUCCUACUUUGGAUAGGCCCAUGUUUUGAAAACCUACCACGGUGUGUCCUAGCCAGUAUCAUCGUGGUAGCCCUCAAAAGCAUGCUCUUCCAGUGUAAGGCGCUGGUCAUCUACUGGAAACUAAGCAAAUGGGACGCGUUGGUGUGGAUAGUAACUUUCAGUGCAACUUUAUUUAUUCAAAUUAGUUUCGGUCUGGCCAUUGGAGUCGCCGUUUCACUACUUAGCGUGUUUAUGCAGGGGUACAAACCCUACACUUGCCUUCUGGGAGUAGUCCCAAACACUGAUCUCUAUUUGGACAUCGAGCGACACAAGAGAGCGCAAGAAAUGCAAGGAAUCAAAAUAUUUAGAUACUCUGGAGGGUUAAGCUUCGCUACGAGAAGCACGUUCAAGGCGAGUUUGAUCAAGAAACUCGGGUUUUCGCCAUCCAGUGUGCUGAGAAAGAGGCUCGCGGAAGAGGAAUCAGGGAGUAGGGAUGUCAGCCAGGACUUUGAGUUAUUGUUGCGGUGCGUAAUUCUGGACUUCUCGGCCGUGACGUUCGUGGACCCCUCGGCCGUCGACGUGCUGCGCCAACUCCAGAGCGACCUGGCCAAACUCGACGUGGUCGUGUACUUCGCCGCGUGUUCGGGCCCGGUCUUCGAGAAGUUCCUCGUCUGUGAUCGAUACCAGAAGAAAGAGAGCCAGUUUAACAUUUUCCCGACCAUCCACGACGCGGUGUUGUUCGCUCAAAGUCACGUGUUAAGGACUAAACUGGUUUAAGCAAUAAGUAUUACGAAGAGUUAUUUUUGUUAUGAAUUUUUUAGUACUUGUUUAGUCGAAAUUUUUCAACGGUUACCAGCUGUUAUUUAUUCAUUUUAAAUAAAGAAAAGAUAGACAA
Messenger RNA from Zophobas morio, 2564 nucleotides. RefSeq names its product solute carrier family 26 member 6-like. The coding region runs from base 386 to 2446 and encodes 686 amino acids. Gene Ontology annotation, cellular component: plasma membrane. NCBI's taxonomy places the organism in Eukaryota, Metazoa, Arthropoda, Insecta, Coleoptera, Tenebrionidae. Gene Ontology annotation, biological process: transmembrane transport. The transcript has 10 exons. The record is from RefSeq and is a predicted model, not a curated record. Gene Ontology annotation, molecular function: sulfate transmembrane transporter activity; bicarbonate transmembrane transporter activity; oxalate transmembrane transporter activity.